Messenger RNA from Phalacrocorax carbo (great cormorant), 754 nucleotides. Lineage: Eukaryota; Metazoa; Chordata; Aves; Suliformes; Phalacrocoracidae. The record is from RefSeq and is a predicted model, not a curated record.
GUUUUCACAGCUUUUUUACUGUGUUUGCGUAGGCUUUUUUUUUUUCUCUCGUUACAGCUUUUGCUUUUUUAAUACUUUUUUUUUUUUUUGCUCCGAGGCAUGUCCGGGCGCGGGAAGCAGGGCGGGAAGGCGCGCGCCAAGGCCAAGUCGCGCUCGUCGCGGGCCGGGCUGCAGUUCCCCGUGGGCCGCGUGCACCGGCUGCUGCGCAAGGGCAACUACGCGGAGCGGGUGGGCGCCGGCGCCCCGGUGUACCUGGCGGCCGUGCUGGAGUACCUGACGGCCGAGAUCCUGGAGCUGGCGGGCAACGCGGCCCGCGACAACAAGAAGACGCGCAUCAUCCCGCGCCACCUCCAGCUGGCCAUCCGCAACGACGAGGAGCUCAACAAGCUGCUGGGCAAGGUGACCAUCGCGCAGGGCGGGGUGCUGCCCAACAUCCAGGCCGUGCUGCUGCCCAAGAAGACCGACAGCCACAAGGCUAAAGCCAAGUAAAUCCCUACAACAAACAACCCAAAGGCUCUUCUCAGAGCCACCCACGUUCUCCUAGAAAGAGCGGGAACACCUGGGCCUCCAAGUACUUCUUUCUCUAGAGUGUAUUUUGGCAAAGUGAAAGAAAAAAUUUACAGCUUCAGUUUUCUUUUGCUGAUCGGUGUAGGUACCUGAGUUUUUCUUUCUUGAGGAAGUUAAUGUACUUAUGUAAACGCGCACCAGUGCCAUUUUUCCGAGAAGUCAAUAAAAGGCCGCACUUAAGAAUGAC